Molecule: messenger RNA, 1165 nt
Organism: Setaria italica (foxtail millet)
Lineage: Eukaryota; Viridiplantae; Streptophyta; Magnoliopsida; Poales; Poaceae
Product: probable aquaporin TIP2-2
Exons: 3
Coding region: 120-866 (248 amino acids)
Biological process (GO): water transport; transmembrane transport
Cellular component (GO): membrane
Molecular function (GO): water channel activity
Source: RefSeq, a predicted model, not a curated record
CCUAUAAGAACGGUGGCACACUCGCCCCGUCCUCGAUCUGUAUUCUCAGCCAGUGGCUACCAUCGCAGCUCCUAUCCCCUUGGUCAGUCAGCUCCUCGCCCUUCCCUGCCACCGCCACCAUGUCGGGCAACAUCGCCUUCGGCCGCUUCGAUGACUCCUUCAGCGCGGCCUCCCUCAAGGCCUACGUCGCCGAGUUCAUCUCCACCCUCGUCUUCGUCUUCGCCGGCGUCGGCUCCGCUAUCGCCUACACCAAGUUGAGCGGCGGCGCGCCUCUUGACGCGGCCGGCCUGGUCGCCGUGGCGGUGUGCCACGGGUUCGGGCUGUUCGUCGCGGUCGCCAUCGGCGCCAACAUCUCCGGCGGCCACGUGAACCCCGCCGUCACCUUCGGCCUCGCCCUCGGCGGCCAGAUCACCAUCCUCACCGGCCUCUUCUACUGGAUCGCCCAGCUCCUCGGCGCCAUCGUCGGCGCCGUCCUCGUCCAGUACUCCACCGGCGUAGCGACCCCGACCCACGGCCUGUCGGGCAUCGGCGCGUUGGAGGGCGUGGUGAUGGAGAUCAUCGUCACCUUCGGCCUCGUCUACACCGUGUACGCCACCGCGGCCGACCCCAAGAAGGGCUCCCUCGGCACCAUCGCGCCCAUCGCCAUCGGCUUCAUCGUCGGCGCCAACAUCCUCGUCGCCGGCCCCUUCUCCGGCGGGUCCAUGAACCCGGCCCGCUCCUUCGGCCCCGCCGUGGCCAGCGGCGACUUCACCAACAUCUGGAUCUACUGGGUCGGCCCGCUUGUCGGCGGAGGCCUCGCCGGCAUCGUCUACCGGUACAUCUACAUGUGCGGCGACCACGCCCCCGUCGCCAGCAGCGACUUCUAAGCGCGCGCCGAGUGACCGUCGCCGUGCAUUGUUGUUUGGUUUCUCUCAAUCGUAGUGUUGGCCGCAUAAAGUGAGAUUCAGGCUGUGAUGAGCAGCAUCCAUUGCAGCAUGUCGUUGUUUGGUUCGGAUCAAAGCCCCGGAGGCUGUGUGCGUGCGCUUGGAUGAUUGGUUGGCCAUGUUUAUUUCUCAAUUUCCUCCUUUUCUGUAAUGUGGUGAGUGUGAAGUUGGUGGGGUUCAAGAACCAGUGCGCUUCCGUUGACUUUUUAAUUUAUUGCACGAUUUGCAGUACAUUUUAUUCA